UAUAUAUAAUUUAUUAUAUGUUUAAUAUGAAUUAAAUAAGCUUGUAAAUAAUUAUAAAUUAAUCCUAGAUUAUUUUACACUGUAAAAUAUGGCAGUAAAUUCCAGUUCUGCUUCCAACGCACUAAUUCAACAGCUUUUAAAGGCGGAAGAGGAAGCAGAGUCCAUUGUUCGAAGGGCUAAAGAAAAUCGGGUAAAACUAUUAAACGAAGCUAUGGCAGCUGCACAAAAAGAUUUAGACGAGUUCAGACAAUCUGAAGAAAAAGAACUCAUGGAACAAUAUAACAACGAAUCUGUUCUAGAAGACCCUCGAUCAGUCAUGUUAGAACUCAAAUCCAAAACCUUCGCCGACGAAUGUAAUAUAAAAUUAAAGGAACUUAAACCAAAACUUGUUGAUAAUCUUGUAAAAGCAACACUAGAUAUCAAAAUAUUAUAAUAUGUUAAUUUUACACGUA
Molecule: messenger RNA, 452 nt
Organism: Theileria parva strain Muguga
Lineage: Eukaryota; Apicomplexa; Aconoidasida; Piroplasmida; Theileriidae
Product: Vacuolar (H+)-ATPase G subunit family protein
Exons: 3
Coding region: 89-433 (114 amino acids)
Biological process (GO): proton transmembrane transport
Cellular component (GO): vacuolar proton-transporting V-type ATPase complex
Molecular function (GO): proton-transporting ATPase activity, rotational mechanism
Source: RefSeq, a predicted model, not a curated record